This is a messenger RNA of Aedes aegypti (yellow fever mosquito), 5151 nucleotides long. RefSeq names its product potassium voltage-gated channel protein Shaw (gene Shaw). Gene Ontology annotation, biological process: potassium ion transmembrane transport; protein homooligomerization. The record is from RefSeq and is a predicted model, not a curated record. The coding region runs from base 2163 to 3902 and encodes 579 amino acids. Gene Ontology annotation, molecular function: delayed rectifier potassium channel activity; protein binding. The transcript has 11 exons. Lineage: Eukaryota; Metazoa; Arthropoda; Insecta; Diptera; Culicidae. Gene Ontology annotation, cellular component: voltage-gated potassium channel complex; dendrite membrane; axon.
UUGGUCUGGCGCGCGGUUCAGUUCAAAUCUUCCGGCAACGGUUUCGUCAGUCUGCUUCGGGACUCGUCGGUGUCAGCACGCGUAUUCCAAAAACGGGCUUGGCAGCAGUCCAAACCGCGCUGGACUCUGUAUGGACCAGUGGGGUGCUUUGUUGAGAUGGUGUCGUUGAGAGGGUACGGAGGAAAACAGUUUAACUGUAGCACCAUGUGACACAUUGUGCAUCGAAUGGCAGUUUCGGUUAAUGGUGCAUUAGCAACAAAUAAUAAAAAAGCAAACCACUCUUUUGUGGUUAAGAGUGGUUGUAAUUGCCGAUUGCGGUCAGUGAUUAUGCAAUGCAAUUUUUGGUGGGGUACAAAAAGUGUUGGUUGUGUUUGAAUUAUUUAUCCUUGAAGGUAGAGCAAGUGCAUUGAUUGCCGGUGGAGUGCAGUUUACGGUAUGGUGUUCUCACAUUUUAUGUAAAUAAAUAUAGAAUACAUGUCGUUCAAGUGAACUACAUACAUGGAUAGUGUAUAGUGUAAACAGUUUGUCACCGAAGUUUUCUUGAUGCCGUUGGCUGGUGCUGCUCUUUGGAUAUUGUCGCCAUUGCAUUCGAAGUGUAUAAAGCGUUAUGUCUAUGGUACUAUGUCUCUAUGGUACAAGUGAAACCCCUGCUGAAAAUUUGCAAACAAAAGAUUCCUCCACCAUUGGAUUACCGUCAUUCCGGAGGCCUGUCGUAGACUGAAGACUUGAUGAAGCAACCUUUCAUUCCUUCAGGGUGUCAUCCUUAGCUCUCGUCGUCGUCUCGGUCAGCAGUGUAUUGGGGGAAAACGAAGAAAAAUGUGUCACUUUUAUAUCCUCCUUCGGUGUAUACGUUGAACAAAGUCUUUUCGCAACAACGACAAGACGGAUGUCCCUCUAGGAGGCGUCAACGGCGACCAGCACGACUUCGACGACGACAAGCGAAGCCCCCGGCACCGAGGUCGCUGUUCGUGCCGAAACACAUUUAAUGAACCCUGGAGGAUUUCCCAGCCGUGAACGGGACAACAAUUCUAUCGAAAAUAUCGGCAACUUCGGGUUCGCUCAUCGUUGUUGUGUGUAAUAAAGUUUAUUUGCGCUAUUUGGAAGUGCGUGCGAUACCUACGGAGGGAAAAAAGUGUCUGGGUGUUGUGCUCGAAGAGAAGACACGCAAAUAUCGUUCACAGGAGAAACUUUCUCCAUUCUCGUGUAUUGAUAGUAAAAAACGUAUGAAAAGAAAAGUGAUAAAACUCCGGGUAAAAGCGAUGUGUAUCAGCACGACUGCACCGUACAUACCAUCGAACGUGUUCUCAGUUCAUUCAUAUGGUCCUCUUCUUCUGCACCUGACACAUGUUCAAUGGAGGAAGGAAGCUUGAAUCAAUCUAUCGCACAAAAGGCGGCACCAGCACAAGGCACCAACGUCGAUCUCCGGUCUUCGGACAACUCUAAAAGUGUGGAUAAAUUUAUUUACUCACCUUUCAAGUCGGCAGCGGUGAAGAAAACUGUGAAACGACAAAUGCCAGCGUAAUCGGUUGGACGGUCUGAAAACGAGGGAGUGUGUGGUCUCGAUGUGAAGGUUAUGAGUUAUAUUCAGUGAAGAAAAGUUCUCGGCACCGGAAAGGCAAAUUGCUCUCGAGAAGGGAAGAAAUUGUGGCUAGCAUGAGAAAACGUAAGCGAAUUAAAGUGAGUGCAUCGAGUAGUGACGAAGGGGGAGAGCCGAUAAGUUUGAAGUGAAAAGUGUUUGACAAAUGUUAAUAAACUGCAACGGAGCACACCGAGUGUUAGUUUGGAAAUAAGGUUGUGACAUAGAUCCGGUCGAAUAGGUUUGUGCAACAUUGCAAAUACGCCAGUUGGAUCUCCGGAGCAGCGGCAGCAGUCAACAGAAAAUGUAAUAUCUUACGAUAUAAGUGCAGAAGUGUGACAAAACCAGUGUAAAUAGCUGGAAAAUAACUUUUCUGGUGGAAGAUUGGGUUCCAACUAGCAAAAAACUUUGCGCAAUAUCUUGAUGGCAACCGGUCCAGGGAUAGUGCUUGCGUUCUACACAAUCAACAUGGAACUGCAAAUGACGGAAGGAAGCUGAGAGUUGUUGGUCUAAUCCAUACAUCAAGUCGUAGAUAGAAUCCACUUCAUUAAUUAAACAAGAAACUGAACCCCAUCAAGCCGUCAAGAUGACUAUGAACAUCAACAUGGACUCUGACCACCGGGUCGUACUGAACGUUGGCGGCAUCCGCCACGAGACGUACAAAGCGACCCUGAAGAAGAUCCCGGCCACUCGGUUGUCUCGGCUAACGGAGGCGCUGGGAAACUACGAUCCGAUCCUGAACGAGUAUUUCUUCGAUCGACAUCCGGGCGUGUUCGCGCAGGUGCUAAACUAUUACAGAACGGGUAAACUGCACUAUCCAACCGAUGUUUGCGGACCACUGUUCGAAGAAGAGCUUGAAUUUUGGGGACUUGAUUCCAACCAAGUGGAACCAUGUUGCUGGAUGACAUAUACACAGCAUCGUGACACGCAGGAAACAUUAGCCGUUCUCGAGCGGUUGGACCUGGACACGGAAAAGCCCACGGAAGAGGAGCUAGCUCGGAAGUUUGGCUACGAGGACGACUACUACAACGGGACGGUUUCCUGGUGGCAGCACAUGAAACCGCAAAUUUGGUCCCUGUUCGAUGAACCGUACAGCUCUAAUGCUGCUAAAAUAAUUGGUGUGAUAUCGGUGUUCUUCAUAUGUGUGUCGAUUUUGUCCUUUUGCCUGAAAACUCACCCGGAUAUGCGAGUGCCGGUGAUACGGAACACCACGGUCCGGACGGCCAACGGGAGUGUGGCCUGGGUGUUGGAUAAGACCCAAACCAACGCACAUGUGGCGUUCUUUUACAUCGAGUGCGUGUGCAAUGCGUGGUUCACGCUGGAAAUAUUGGUGCGCUUCAUCUCGUCACCGCACAAGUGUGAGUUCAUCACCUCGUCUGUAAAUAUCAUCGACUACAUCGCCACCCUCAGCUUCUACGUGGAUCUGAUACUGCAGCGGUUCGCGUCCCAUCUGGAGAACGCCGAUAUUCUGGAGUUUUUCUCCAUCAUUCGUAUCAUGAGACUGUUCAAGCUGACGCGACACUCCUCGGGGCUGAAAAUCCUCAUCCAGACGUUUCGGGCCUCGGCCAAGGAGUUAACGUUGCUGGUGUUUUUCCUGGUGCUGGGUAUUGUGAUUUUUGCCAGCUUGGUUUACUACGCGGAACGCAUCCAGGCGAAUCCGCACAACGAUUUCAACAGCAUCCCGUUGGGGCUGUGGUGGGCCCUGGUCACAAUGACCACCGUUGGCUACGGCGACAUGGCACCGAAAACCUACAUCGGGAUGUUUGUCGGAGCGUUGUGUGCUUUGGCCGGAGUGCUGACGAUCGCUCUUCCGGUUCCGGUCAUCGUGAGCAAUUUUGCCAUGUACUAUUCGCACACGCAAGCCCGGGCCAAAUUGCCGAAAAAACGUAGACGGGUGAUACCAGUUGAGCAGCUUCGGACGCCACGAGUGGCAGGACAACCGGGAGCUAUGGGAAUGCCCGGUUCGGGUCCGAUGGCUCGCCGCAUGAAUCAGACGAAGACAAAGGAUCUCGGUCCGAAAAUAGGUCCGAUCGGUGCCAGUAUCGUUGCCAUGUGUCCCAAGAACGUGGGCCUUCACACCAAUCCAGCUCUGGCAAUGUGCAAGCCAACGUUCGAGGUUCGACCUCCGGUGAUCAACGCCCUGAACAACCCAACGGUACCACCUCCACCGACAAGCACCAAAACUCUUCUUAUUCCAAGAGAUGCCAGCAUCGGGAAAUUCACCAACAACAAUAAUAAUAAUAAUAACAACAGCAGCACUAUGAACGCAAAUGGUAAUGCCAGCACAGUUACCAGCAAAACCGAAAAUGACAACAACACCAAAUGAAGCCAGGCUGAGUGCCUCGGAAAGUUGGUUCACUGCUUGAAACGUAUUCUCCAACGGAUGGGUGCACUUUUUCGAAGCUUAACUUUGUACAUUCGACAGAGAUAAAUGUAGCUAGCUUUUCUGUAAAUACAUUGAGAAAUCGAAUCCUGUAUAUAUUUUAACAAUCUCGCAGCAUUUAUAGUCUAUAGUUAUGCAGAUUAUCUAAAAAAUUUACUCUUCAUUCUCGGUGGAGUUUUGUCCCUAAAGCGCAACGAAGGCACCAGUUGCAGCGAAGGAAUGCUUUAACAUUAAAUUCUUGCUGAAGAAACAAAUGAAAACAAACACAAUUAUUCUUAUGAUCGCUCAAUUAGAACGUAACAUUUUGGUCCAUAUUGAUUGAACUGCAUCGGAAGAAAGACAUAAUCGGUAGAGAACGACUUUCACCUAGACACUCGCUUUUUGCAGUACAAACCAAACCGCUGAUCGUAUUAGUUGUGAGAGUAAAUCUUCAUUCCACAGGUUUCUUACUUAAAUAACUUAAAAGAGAACGUUUCCAUUAAACAACCACUAACGCUACGGGUCGAAAAAGUUUCACAUUUUCUUUUCGAAGCUUCGUUUAGAUCGGGAUACAUGGACCAAAACCAAUCGUGCACAUAAAUUUCUAAUUCAGACCUAUUUAUAAUAUCCAACGCAAAAUAAAAAAAAAUAGUAUGUCCAAAAAAGUAUUUAACCGCCAUAGGAAGAGAAGGUACUUAUCACAAACAAGAAAAUUAUUUUUCUUUCAAUCAUUCAACACUGAAGUCAUUUUCAAGCGAAGGACAAAAGCAUUUAAUGUGAUACAAGUAGAGUUACUAAAAACGAAGUUUGCACUGGAAUCGAGGAAUUUAUCGAUGUAAACAAAUAACGAAACACGAUCAGAUCGAACAGCUGUGCAAAUUGUUGCGCUGCACUCACAGAGAAACUGUCAAACCAUGUUGUCAACAGAGAUUUUAACAUAUGCUAGUUACCGAAGAAAUUAUAUUUAACAUUAAUCGCUAAGUGUAGAACGAAAAAAAAAAUCGAUAAGGGUACGAUUAAAGCCAAAGCCUGCAUUAGCUACUACUGUUUUUCCGUUUCAUAACACUGAGGCUGGAAUUUCCGUUACAAACAAUCUGAGUGAAUAUCAAUCAAGGAAUAGUGCUUACGGCGCAAACUUUGACCAUGUCUUUCUUUAUCUAAGUAUGAUUGAAUAAAACGCUCACCACAUGCAGUGACAAGUAUGGAUAAGCUA